GUGGAUUUCCUCAGCGACCUCAUGGAGGACCACAUGUAUUUAUGCAACGCCAGUGCCAUGAAGGACUGGAGCUACUUCCUGUCUAAGAUUUUGCCUCUGGUGAAUAAAACCACCGGCUUGGCGAGGAUGGACAAACCGGAGGCGGUGACCGCCGCGGUGGUGACGUCUCUGCAGCCGGACGGGGCAACAAGCAACCCGCCGCCAAACUCCAACCAGACCUCCGGCAUGGAGCACAUCUUCCAGUACUCGUACUCGGAGGACGACCUGCUGCUGACGGACUACCGGACCCCGGUCCGGGACUCCAUCCCGCUGCCCAAGGCGGUGCUCUACCUGGUGAUGGCCGCGCUGGUGGUGGUGGCGGUGGCGUACGCGAUAGUCGGACAUCUGGUCAAGGAUGUAGUGAACGACUUCGUUGGUGGAGGCCGGUCGAUCGUUGCUGAAGGCGACGGCGCCGAAGCCAGUGAGCCAGAUUGGGUGUUUGACCCGCCUCGAUCCGCCAACCGCAACAAGAUGGAGAUCAGCUGCAUCACCAGCAACAUGCAUGAGAUGAGCGACCUGGCUGAGCGGCCGCGGCUGCUGGAGAUGGGUUACGUAUCGCUGAACCACACCAGCCGGCCGGAGGAAACCGUCUUCACCGUGGACGAAACCCUCCAGCGCCAUCUUCCCGACUCUCAGUCCGGGACUUAAACGUGACUUCCUGUUGUUGUCCUGAGAGAAACAAAGCAGCCUUCUUCCUGUUUGGGGUGGAAUCACCAGUUGGUUGUGGGUGGAAGCUUUAAUCCUUUGCGGCUUGGCCUGCAGGACAGCAGCUGACGCUGCGUGACGUUGGGCCUCGUCGCCGGAAGCUGGUGUUUGUUUUAAUGGGUCUCCUUCAUGUCAGGAUCAGUGAAGAGAAGCAGCACCAGAUUCAUUUGGGUUACAGAUGGACUGUCYCGCCGGCCCCCAUGCUUCAUCCCUGUCAUCAUGACCUUUUCAGUACCAMGCUUUAAUGUAUUUCACUCUGUAUUCACAUUUAUCACCUGAAAUAUGCACCUCAGUGCUCAGUAAAUUAGUGUUAACUUUGCAUCAGACUGGUCUUUCUGUGCACAACGUUGUUAAUACCGAGGCAAAAAAUAUCCACCUUGAAAAGCCUUUUUGUAGCGUCAUGCUAUUAGCUUGAUGUGAAAAAGUGCUAAGUCACCGCUGAGCGUUUUGUUCCACGCAAAUGCAAAAAAACAAAAGAGCUUUGGCGAAAACGAUGAAUGUCAGCGUAGCUUUUUCAGUGUCCGUUUACAUGUUUAACUCACUUUUAAGGGCUGCAUGCUGCUGCUGACACUAAAACCUCUGCAUGCUGUGAUCAUCCUCUCAAGCACAUACAGCAGCUGUAAGGUAAAAUAUUAUAAAAAUACUGUUCCCACUGUUUCCUGUUAUUCCUAUUAACACCUGGUGAACAAAAAACCCUGAAAAAAUAUCAGUUUUUUACUUGAUGCUGUCAGUCACUGUAACCUUUUUCAAAUUUAUGAAUCAAUAAAGUUGUAGAUGAGA
Poecilia reticulata (guppy) is the source of this 1524-nucleotide messenger RNA. RefSeq lists its product as uncharacterized. The record is from RefSeq and is a predicted model, not a curated record. NCBI's taxonomy places the organism in Eukaryota, Metazoa, Chordata, Actinopteri, Cyprinodontiformes, Poeciliidae.